This is a messenger RNA of Daktulosphaira vitifoliae (grape phylloxera), 2465 nucleotides long. RefSeq names its product PWWP domain-containing protein 2A-like. Gene Ontology annotation, molecular function: chromatin binding. Lineage: Eukaryota; Metazoa; Arthropoda; Insecta; Hemiptera; Phylloxeridae. The coding region runs from base 632 to 2065 and encodes 477 amino acids. The transcript is spliced from 4 exons. The record is from RefSeq and is a predicted model, not a curated record. Gene Ontology annotation, cellular component: chromocenter; nucleus.
UUUUUCAUUUGAUAUAAAAUUUAUUAAUAUCGAUUAUAUUACAUAAAGGCAUGGUAAAUGUUGUAGUUUGAUUAAUCUUUUUAAUUAAUAUUUAAAAUAAAUGAUUAAAUAUGUUAGUUUAAAUUUUUGCCAUUACAGCGCUAAUAGUGAUGACAUUUGUUGUAUCAACUUACAGUUAACAAAAUGUAAGCACGAUAAGGCUAUUAAACAACGUUGCACUACCUGUUUAUUAAAAUUUAUCAGGGAUAUGCAUUUUUUGUGAUCCAGAGUCGUUAUUAAUUAUUCUAACAAUCCAUUAAGUCUAUUAGAUUAUAUAAUUCAUCAAUUUUAAUAAUUUAUGAUAAAGUAACGUGAAUGAUUUAAUACUUUGGUGUUUUCGUUAAUGAUUACAAACUAUGAGUUUAAGUAUUAUUUUGUAUUUUUAUUUUAUUAUUAAGCAUAUAGUAUCAUAUCAUUACUAAUGUAUUUUGUCAACAUUUUGUGAUAUCAUAGUGCAACAAUGAGUAAUUUGUUUUAUGUUAAUUUUAUCUGCUGGUUUAAUUUAUACAUUAUUAAAUACUUGAACUAUGUGAUUUAAUAACUAUACAAUAUUUUUACAACUAACUUAAUCAUCAUCAAAUGAUACCUCCAAAUGGAUACGAAUAUUGGGGUUUUUGAGAAUGCCAUUAUACAGGUAGUAGUUGAAAGUGUAACAUCAGAUAUGUUAGUAGUAUCUUAUACUGCCAAAAAUGGAUCUGUUUACCAAGGCAUACUGCUCAAUAAUGCCAAAAAGCGUUUUCCCUGUGGAAGUGUUCCCUUGACAAAAGCAGAAUUAUCGCCUAGAAAUUAUAAGACUGCAUCUGAUAAUGAUGUUUUGUAUGCUGUUAGUCAACGCUUUACAUAUUUUCAAAAUGCUCCUACUACAUUAAAAAAAAUUCCCAACAAAACUAAAAAAGUAAAAAAGCCAAUGACUGUUCGUCUAAGACCAAGGCAAAUUUUAUGCACUAUGUGUAAAUCAGUUUGUAAUGAAAAUCCUAAUAAUGUUGAAAUUUCUAAAUUCCCAAUAAAAAAUGAAACCAAAAAUUUCCUUCCUGAAACAAAUAAUGAAAAGAGAUUGUUACGUAGUCAAGGACCUGUUCCUGAACUACCUAAUGCAACAUCUAGUUGUGUUUCUGAGGUAAAAUCAAUGUGUCGCAAUUUGAUACCUAAUAUUGUUAAGUUGAAAUCUAAAGAAUUAACUCGUGACAUUAAUAAUUAUUCUAACUAUAUUGAGAGUAAUGAAUGGAUUAAUAAAAAAGACUGUAAAGAUGACUGUGAUAGUAGUGAAAUAGUAUUGAAAAAAAAUCAUAAUGAUUCAAUUAAUGACUUAUGGCAUGAGACUGCUUUUGAUGAAACAAAAAAAACACCUAUCAUUAAAAUAUCAUUUGGAUCUCUUGGGGAAGGUACAGUCAUGGAAAUACCAUCAAGACAGACUGAUGGUGAAAAUGAACAAGAUAAAUCAACACGUAAACGAGGUAAACGAAGGCGGCCAGAUGGAGAAAAAAAGAAAAAACAUAAAAAAAAACAUAAGGAUCAUAACAUUAAAACAAAUCAUUUUUUAUUAAACAGCAAUCAUAUUAAUAAUGAAAAAGAAUUUGAUUUUAGUGAAGGAGCUAAUGGCAAAUGUGAACCAAUUAGUGAAAUUUAUUCUGAAAUUAAUAAUAGUAAUGUUAAUUCAAAUGGUUCACCUAAUCAUUUAAUUAUUCCUAAAGCAGAAUCACCAGAAACAUGUUAUUUUAUGUUAAAAACUGGUAAAAUUUUAUAUAAAAAUGAUAUUGUGUGGGGUAAAGUUAAGGGUUUUCCAUGGUGGCCAGCAAAGGUUUCAAAUUUUUCUACUAGUAAUGGUGAAGAACAAGGCUCAUUUAUUAAUGUCACGUGGUUUGGGUCUUCCACAACAUCAUAUCUUAACUGUGAUCAGAUAAAUCCAUUUUUAGACUUUUAUAAGACACGUUUCAACAAACAUAAAAAGACGGCUAGUUACAAAGAGGCUAUAAAACAAGCAAUGGCUGAAGCAAAACAAAAUGUAAAAAACAAAAAUGAUAGUUGAUAGUUAAUAGUUAAUCUAAAUAAAUUAAUUACAAAAUGUGAAGUAAUUACCAAAUAAUUUUAUUAUAUUUACAAAGUUUUAUUUUUGCCUUGUAUAUUUUUUUAUUAUUUAUUAUUAUAAUUUUUUUUUUUUUGAAAUUUUAAUUAACGUUUAUCAACUAGUCAUGAAAAUAAGAAGUGUAAUCUUGGUCAUGUUGAAAUAAAUGUAGAUAGUGUAUUAGAUUUUGUAUAUUUAUUACAACUUUAUCAUUUUAAGUUAUAAAUUUACAAAAUAUAUUAGUUCCUUAAAAAUAAAUCAUAUUGAUUACUUUAUUGACUCUAAUGAUUAAAUUUUAAUAAAAGUUAAUGUAUAUUUCAUAUUAGUCAGUUAUGCACUUUGUUUUGGUAUAUUUUAUUGUUCU